GAAUGUAAGGCUUCUCCCGGCGGGAAAGGCUGACGCGCGUUCCCUUUCCCGUGAUGCCUUUCGCGCGGCUGAGAAGAAGAAGUGCUGGCGGCGGCUGCUGACGAAGGCACCGGCUCCCUCAUGGCGGAGAAGGCCGAGGCGGAAGCGAGGAGCGCCUCGCUAGUGGAAGCCGUGCUGGCCUGUUCGGGCCGCCUGGAGAAGGAGGGCCUCAGCGGCCGCAUCUCCCGCCUCUCUUGCCGGGUGGAGGAGCUCAAGGAUGACGUCUGCAGCAUGGUCAACAAGAGGUACAUAGAGUUUCUGCCCAGUAUGCAGAGUGCCAAGGAUUUGGAGUCCCAAGUGGAGGAACUUUCUGGCAGCAUUGACCAGCUGAAGUCCAGGAUUGAGAUGGAGGUUCAGCAUGACCUGAAUGUGGCCAUUGCAGAAUUUUCUGAGCUGAAACAGCAACUGGAGAGAGACACGCUAGUUCUGACUGGGCUGAAACAGCUGCAGGAGUUCGAAACUGCUCUCAAACAGUUCAAUGCCUUGCUGCCACAAAAGAAGUAUGUGUCAGCAGCAUGUCACCUGAACAAGGCCCAGAGGAUUCUGAAAACGCUGGAGUCACGUCGAGGCUUUGAGCUGAAGAUUCUGAAGGCGCUCCGCAGGGAGCUCACAAUGCAGACCCAAAACAUUAUCUACCUCUUGGGUCAAGAGUGGCAGCAAAUGGCUGUGUGGAAGGUUCCUCAAUCAAAAGAAGCGGGCAGCCUGGAGUCAGCCAUGGAGACAGAACUGCAUUUGUGCAAGGUGCUGUCCAAGGAGGAUGUGGUCCCUGGCCCAACAGUAGCGUCUGUGCUGCAGGCGUUUGCUAUCCUGGAUGAGCUGCGUUUGAAGUUCAGGCACUUCGGACAGUUGCUGCUGAAGUACAUCCUCAAGCCGCUCAUCUCCCACCCGUCAUUGCAGCCCUUGCCUGAGGAGCACCCUGAUGCCGUCACGCUGAGAUUUAGGUCUGUGGGCUCCAAUCUUGGCCACCCGUCCCCCGUGGAAGUGUUUGCCAGGAUCAAGCUGGUACUCGAGGUCCUUCACAAGUAUCAUUUAGGUGUUCCACUUGAGCACUGUGCAGAGGAGGAGAACAGCUCCAAUCUUGUCCUGGCAGAGGUGUUGGGUGACACAAUCUGGAAGGACAUUUCGGACUGUCUCAUUCGUGACUGCUUGGUGCAUUCGAUCCCAAACAACAGCAGCAAACUGGGGCAGUAUAUUGAGGUUAUUAAAGCUACUGAGGAGUUUGAAAAAGCCUUAAAGGACAUGCGGUUCCUAAAGGAGGAUGCCACCGACUUGCUGACCUAUGCGCGUAACGUCAACUGCCACUUUGCUAAUAAGAAAUGCCAGGAUGUGAUAGUGGCAGCCAGAAAUCUGAUGACAUCGGAAAUACACAACACCGUAAAGGUUACCCCAGACUCCUCUGUAAUUCUGCCCAAAAUGCCUGACCCCGGAGCAGGUGAUCAGUUAAAGGUGCAAAAAGUAUCUGAGGCUCUUGACAAGCAGGCGACAAAUUUGGAGAAUGAGAAAAGGCUGAGCCGCCACACCUUUUCGUUUCCUGCCUGCCGCAUCAGUGAAUCUGUACAGAAGUUGAUGGUGUUGGCUUAUCAGACGCUCCAAGAAGCCUCAGCCAGCACAGAUCAGUGCUGCAUCCAGCUCUUCUACUCCGUGCGGAACAUCUUUCAUCUGUUCUAUGAUGUGGUGCCGAUGUAUCACAAAGAAAACCUUCAGAAACUUCCCCAGCUGGCUGCUAUACAUCACAACAACUGCAUGUACAUUGCACACCACCUUCUGACCCUGGGCCACCAAUUCCGGGGCCACCUAAUGGAUGGAAUAGCCACAUUUGUUGACCUGGUGCCUGGUUUCAGGAAACUUGGGACGGAGUGUUUCCUGGCCCAGAUGCGAGUGCAGAAGGAGGAACUCCUGGAGAGACUCUCAAGCGCCAGGGAUCUCUCCAGUGUGGAUGAUGACGACAACUAUUCAGCGGCAAACAAAGCUGUGCGGCAGGUCUUGCACCAGCUGAAGAGGCUUGGCAUGGUCUGGCAGGACGUUCUUCCAGUGAAUAUCUACUGCAAGGCCAUGGGGACUCUGCUUAACACCGCUCUCACUGAGAUCAUCAGCAGAAUUGCUGCCUUGGAGGAUAUCUCUGCUGAGAAUGCAGACAGGUUGCACAUGCUUUGUCAAACGAUGGUGGACGAGGGGCCCCUGGUGUUCAUGCCCCUGCCAGAAGAAAAACAGAACAGACCCUUCCAGGAGGAGGUCCCCGUCUACGUGCUGAAAUGGAUGACGUUCAAGGAGCUCAUGUUGGUGCUACAGGCCAGCCUGCAAGUAAUUGUGGACCGGUGGGCAGAUGGCAAAGGGCCCCUUGCAGCUGCAUUCUCCGCAGGCGAGGUGAAGAACCUAAUCAGAGCCUUGUUCCAGAACACAGAGCGUAGGGCAGCUGCCCUGGCAAGGAUCAAGUAGCUUCAGUGCCUCUGCUGUUCCUAAAAUGUUGUCUUCCUGGACACGCUGCAGUUGGCAGAGCCGGUGUCUUCUCACCCCCCACCUGCACACACACACACACAUCCACUUUGACCAUGUCUCUUGAAAAUGACUUCCUGGCUUUUGUGAGCAGGACCUUCCUGCAGACCAGGUUGAGUUUCUCAGAGGAGCAUCACCUGAGGCAUUCAAGCCAGCACAGCGAUUGUGUUGCCUUCCCAGGCCUUCGAAGAUGAUCGCCUGACAUGACCUGGCACCUGUGGUCCAGAGGGAAUCCUGGCUUGUCGGAUGUUAACUCCUGACGUGCACACCUGCAGGUCUUGCCACCCUUUCCCUCUGCUUUGGGUGUUUGGUAAAACCAGUUUGGGUCCGGUGGAACUCAUGGCAAACGCGCCCCUGCAGUACAUCUGACUGGGAGAUGUGGGGCUCUCAAUGGCCCGGGGUAAUCUGAUUCCUUGUGGCAGAGCAUCUAUGCAGCUUUUUUUGUUUUUUGAGGGGGGUGGUACCUCCCCUUUGUGCAUCUUACCUCAUCUGUUUUGCAAAUGGCUUAUGAAGCACACAAGACUUGAAAAAUCUCUCUGUGCCCUUUGAAGGGCCUUAAAGUGCCAAAACGUCGUAAUUUUACCAGCUGCUGCCUUUAGCAUACCGCAUGCAGCACGCCUCAGAAGUUGUCUUUUUACCCCGAGUCCUCUUCUUUUGUUCUUCCCAUAUAGGAUCUACGGGUGGGAAAGGCCGGCCAUGCUGCCAGUCGCACCCUCCUGCCUUGGAGGUACACCACAUGCAUCCUGUGGCAUCUACAGCAUGGAAGCCUGUGUUUGUUCAGGGAACUAUGCACAAACAGCAGAGUAUGGACUAGUGCCGCUGCUACAGAUGUUCAGGGGGCAAGCCAGUGGUAUGUUUGAUAUUGAGGGUGGGGCCAGAGGCUUAGUCCUGCUGUUCCUUGCUGACGUUCAUGGAGAACAACAGAAGAGGCCUACUUGUCUCUUUGACAACUGCAGUAUUCUUUCCUUGACCUAAUAAUAGUUUCCUUGACCUACAUAGUUAAUCAAAACUGGCUGCUCAUAAGCUUUCUCCUCUUUCGCUUAUCAGGUUAGGCAGAUGUUCUCUCCCACAUACCCCACCUCCAUCUACAGAAUUUGAGAUUGAGCAUUUGUUAAUAUGGAAACCUCGGUCUUCUGGUUAUUUGGGGGAGAAGUGGGGCUUUUGGUUGAACACUCCCUUUUUCUUGUGCCCCCCCCAAAGCAUUUAAACCUCCAUUCACAGAAGCUGUCACUGUCUUGUCUAGCUUUCAUUAAGAAGAUAAAAUCCAAGGCUGAGGAAAAAAAUGUUACUGGAUUAAUUACUUACAAAUUAUUUUGUAUUCUCAUACUUAUUUCUUUUUGGGAGCCAUUAAAUAGGCAUAUAAAAAACUA
Molecule: messenger RNA, 3902 nt
Organism: Podarcis muralis (Common wall lizard)
Lineage: Eukaryota; Metazoa; Chordata; Lepidosauria; Squamata; Lacertidae
Gene: ZW10
Product: zw10 kinetochore protein
Biological process (GO): endoplasmic reticulum to Golgi vesicle-mediated transport; mitotic cell cycle; mitotic spindle assembly checkpoint signaling
Cellular component (GO): chromosome, centromeric region; RZZ complex; nucleus
Source: RefSeq, a predicted model, not a curated record